CUCUUGUCCCCCCAUCACCCAAAACAAGGAAAAAGGCGAGAGAGAGAAACCUCGCCCACCAGCAAUGGCGUCGCUGGAGUGAGGCUUCCAGAAACCCUAACCCUAAUUUCGGACCUCUCUCUCUCUGGGAGGAAGGUUCAGGCAGGGUUCCUCCCCGGCUUGGCUUUGCAAUUUCUGGUCGAGAUAUAUCUUUUGGUUCUGGACGUUCUAAUUUGACGGGAGGUGGUUAGGGUGGGGGAGGUGAGGGAUUUUGAUGAGAAGGAGUUGAAGGACCAGAAUUUGGGGGGGAUGGGAACGUCGUCCGGCGCGAGCUUCCAGCCUCAGAUGCCGCCUCCGCGGCUGGCGAGCGGGCUGCAGACUUCUCUCUCGCUCGCCUCCUCCGAGGCUGGCUUUAGUGAUCCGCCGGAGCCGGCGUCGAACUCCGAUCCGGGGCAGGGCUCGGCGACCGAGAGCGCCAGCUCGAGGGAGACGUGGUCUGCGCACAACAGCAGGGGUGAGGCGACCGGCGGCGGUGGUGCAGAGCUGUCCUCCGGCGGGAAGCGGGUGGCCGAGAAGGAGAGGGAGGGCGUUGAGGAGGAGAGCAACUACCGGGCUGCGGAGCAGGCGGUCGUUCGACGGGUGGCGAGCUCGGACCGGAUUUCGCUCCGGGAUGUCGCCAAGGAGCGGGUGGAGGUGGUGGCGGAGCGGAUGCAGGCGAUGCCUGAGGAGCUACUCGAGGAGUUCAGGGGCGAGCUCCGGUCUAUUCUGGAGGGCACCGGGGGGCCGCAACAGCGGGAAGAGUUCCUAUUCUUGCAGAAGCUUGUCCAGGGGAGGCUGGACCUCACGGCGAAGUCUCUGGUUCGAGCUCAUCGGGCACAAUUGGAGAUCUUAGUAGCCAUCAACACCGGGAUCCAAGCAUUCCUCCACCCUACCAUCUCCCUCCCCCAGUCGUUCCUGAUUGAGAUAUUCACCUACAAACGAUGCCGCAAUAUUGCCUGCCAGAAUGCGCUUCCUGCGGAUGACUGCUCCUGCGAGAUUUGCACCACCAGGAAUGGCUUCUGCAAUGUCUGUAUGUGUGUGAUCUGUAGUAAGUUUGAUUUCGAAGUGAACACUUGCCGGUGGGUCGGUUGCGAUUCGUGCUCUCAUUGGACUCAUACCGACUGUGCCAUCCGUGGGGGUCAGAUCACUAUGGGGCCGUCCCGCAAGGCCGGGGCAGCGUCCUCUGAGAUGGUGUUUAGAUGUCAAGCUUGUAACAGGACGUCGGAGUUGUUGGGGUGGGUAAAGGACGUGUUCCAGCAGUGUGCGCCACGGUGGGAUCGGGAAGCACUGAUAAGGGAGCUUGAUGCUGUCAGCCGGAUCUUCAGGGGGAGCGAGGACUCAAAGGGACGGAAGCUUUUCUGGAAGUGCGAGGAACUUCUAGACAGGUUGAAGAAUGGAGUUGCGGAGUCUGCUGUCUGUAAAGUGAUGUUGCUUUUCUUUGAAGAGAUAGAGAUGGAGGGGGCUAAGAAUCCUGAAGCUGAAGAGUCUGGACGGCUGAUAUCACCACAAGAGGCUUGCAAUAGAAUAGCAGAAGUGGUACAGGAGGCAGUGAAGAAAAUGGAGAUGGUGGCCGAGGAGAAGAAACGAGCAUACAAGAAGUCUCGAGUGGCAUUGGAAGCAUGUGAUAGGGAAUUAGAAGAGAAAAGCAGGGAAGUAGCUGAAUUGCAGAUGGAGAGGCAACGGAAGAAGCAGCAAAUUGAGGAACUUGAGACCAUAAUUAGGCUGAAGCAGGCAGAGGCAGACAUGUUUCAGAUUAAGGCCACUGAAGCCAGGCGUGAAGCCGAGAGGCUGAAAAGGAUUAUGCUGGCCAAAUCUGAGAAGGCAGAGGAAGAGUAUGCUAGCAGUUACCUGCAGCAGAGACUGAAUGAGGCAGAAGCAGAAAAGCGUUGCCUAUUUGAGAAGAUCAGGCUCCAGGAAUCCUCCAGGCUAUCAGGUGGAGGUGAAUCUUCUCAGAUGCUGAUGCUCUGUAAGAUACAGGAUAUGCUUAAGAAUGUGUACAACGUGCCCCCAACCAAGGUAGAAGGGCAGAGUACUGCAUCAGGAGACCAUCAAACUAUCGGAUCAGUUCCUUAAAAGAAGUCUUGAUGAGUGAAAAACUUAAAUUUAGUGUUUUAAGCAGAAGACACUCGGUCAGUCUAAGUAUGUUGAACGCUUAAGCAAUUGCUUUUGCCAGCCGGACCAGACUCUUGUUUGAUAACUGAUAUCCGACAUUUGAGGGAGCUGAGCACCUCAUGCCUUUUGUGAUUCAGAUAGUUUUCAAGCUUCAGUAAUUGGCUGCAUGUAUCCACUUUCUGUUGGUAAAUUCUUGUAUAAUAUCUAUUGCUAGUUUUUACAUCA
This is a messenger RNA of Nymphaea colorata (pocket water lily), 2355 nucleotides long. RefSeq names its product OBERON-like protein. The record is from RefSeq and is a predicted model, not a curated record. The transcript is spliced from 3 exons. NCBI's taxonomy places the organism in Eukaryota, Viridiplantae, Streptophyta, Magnoliopsida, Nymphaeales, Nymphaeaceae. The coding region runs from base 289 to 2091 and encodes 600 amino acids. Gene Ontology annotation, cellular component: nucleus.